Messenger RNA from Dermacentor albipictus, 11337 nucleotides. It is a transcript of the gene dve, whose product is annotated as SATB1_N and homeodomain domain-containing protein dve. Gene Ontology annotation, biological process: regulation of transcription by RNA polymerase II; chromatin remodeling. The record is from RefSeq and is a predicted model, not a curated record. Gene Ontology annotation, molecular function: RNA polymerase II cis-regulatory region sequence-specific DNA binding; DNA-binding transcription factor activity, RNA polymerase II-specific. NCBI's taxonomy places the organism in Eukaryota, Metazoa, Arthropoda, Arachnida, Ixodida, Ixodidae.
AUUUUUUCAAGCGUAGUAGAGUGAACAUGUCGGCUUGAGGCAGGAGUGGCGUUGUGUCAGAGAACUCAUAUUUGCUCAGAAUGGACUUCCAGUCGGCCAUGGAAACUUUUGCAGAAGCAUGGGUCGCCGCUAACACACAGACGCCACUCACAGAGGCCGCGGAAGCACAGAGCCUGGCAGUGGUGCCCCCGAGCGCUGGUGUGGCUCCUCCUCCGACAGGCGGUGGAACGCCCUCCAGCGGGGGAGCUGGGGCGUCCGGGGUUGGGGGUCAGCCCGGUGCGCCCAGAGCCCCCUCUUCACCCCCGCCCUCGUCCCUGGCUGCCCACGGCUCGCCCGAGGAUCAGGAUCGCAGCAGCAGCAGCUGUGAGGCGCUGGCUCCCACCAGGCCACCCCCUCCCUCACUGGCCGGUCGACGAUCCGGGCCAGUACUUCCGGAAGCGACUCGGGCCUCGCGGGGAGCAACGAUUCCGCCCGUUAUUCGCGGAAGUGAGUUCCGUCACCGCGCGGUCUCGGGCAUCGACGGGGUGCGACUCGGUGACCUGAAUGCAGGACAGGCGCGCCUCGUGUGGGACCGCACCGUGGCUGCUGCUGCUGCUGCAGGCAAGACCCUGCCGGUGCACUGCGUGGUGGAGCGGGUGCCGAGCCCGCAGACGGACAGCCAGCAGCCGUCCGUCGAGGUGGACAGCUACGCGAUCGUGCCCAGCGCCGCCCUGUUCGCCGACCUGGUGCGCACCGCGCUCACCAAGCUCGGCUACUCGCCGUCGGAGGCCAUCUGCGCCAAAGGCGUGGUGCAGAUCAAGAACUGGAAGCCCCUGUCCUUCGACCAGAUCACCGAGCUGCCGGAGGCCACCGUGGGAGACAUGCUCAGCGACCUGGUGCAGGUGGCCACUCUCAGGAUACGCCUGUACAGCCGGCCCAAGCCCAACGUGGUGAACGACGUGAAGGAGAAGCUCCUUCAGGUGCUGCUGGCUCAGUCGCAUUCGCUGCUGCUGAGUUCUGGCUGCCCCAUCGACCAGACGACGCUAGCGGCUCUCAGCAAGGGCAAGGCCGAGUGGGAAAUCUCCGAGGACACACGCAAGAAGUUCGACCAGUGGUACCUGCACCAGGUGUUCCAGCACUGUCGCCAGGUGGCGCUUCUGCAGCACCAACUCCAGCAGCAGCACCUUCAGCAACAGCAGAAGCACGCCUCUCCGGUGGUGCCGCCGCCUCCCCGGCUUCUGCAGCUGAGCCUGUCCCAACCGCCUCUCCAGGCGCAGCCCCCGCCGCCUUCUUCCUCUUCUUCCGUCUCGAACGCUGCGCAACCCGUUAGCUUAAUCACCACGCCGCCACCAGCCGGAGCACCUCAGGGGACCCAACAGUCGCAGCAACAGCAGCAGCAGACCCAGCACCCGGUGUGUCUUCAACAGUCCCUGAGCGGCGGCGGCUGUUCCGCGUCGCGGACGCGCAUCCGCACCUCGUUCGACCCGGAGCUCGAGUUGCCCAAGCUGCACCGUUGGUUCGCGGAGAACCAGCACCCGUCGAGGCUCACCAUCCAGCAGUACGUGCGCGAGCUGAAUUCGCUGGACUCGCGUCGCGGACGCAAGCCCCUCGACGUGAACAACGUUGUGUACUGGUUCAAGAACGCGCGGGCGGCGCACAAGCGGGCCGAGCUCAAGCUCUCAUCCGGCGUCUCCACCGGCGCAACCUCAUUGGGUGCUGUGGGCGACGGCGGCCCGGCGUCUUCGACGCUGAGCAACGGCUUCCUGCCUCCGCUGUGGAGCCCCGCCUGGGACUGCGGUAUGUACUCUACGCAGGACUCGGAUGACGGGUUUCGCCAGCACAGGAACAGCAACGGCUUCUCUUCGUCCGCCUCGGCGCUCGGCGGCGCCGGCGAAGCGGCGACCAUGAUGAUGCACGAGGACUCGUUCGAAGACGACGACGAUUCGCCGCCGCCAAGCCCCGAGGCGACGCUAGACUUGUCGGUGCGCGGCCGCAACGGUGUCCUGGUCAAGGAGGAGCCCCGGGACUCGCAAGGGAGCAGCGACAUGGAAGAGGACGAAGGCGGCGGGGGCGGCGGAGUGGCGGGCGGCGGCGGCGACGAUACUCCCCAGGACAGCGACGACGACGAAUCGCGGUGCCAGAGCGGCGCGACGACGGCGUCCUCGGGGGCGACGUCGGGGUGUGCGGCGGCGCGCGUCGAUUCCCCGGGCGGGCUCCGCGACGAGCGCCGCAAGCGGAACCGGACCUUCAUCGACCCGGUGACCGAAGUGCCGCGCCUCGAGCGCUGGUUCGCGCUCAACACGCACCCUUCGCACGCGCAAAUCGUGCGCCACACGGACGAGCUGAACAGUGCGCCGUACAGGAAGCGGUUCCCGCGGCUCGAGCCCCGCAACGUGCAGUUCUGGUUCAAGAACCGCCGGGCCAAGUGCAAGCGGCUCGCCACCGCACAGCCACAGCGGCCUUCCUCCGCGUCGCCCAACCCAAAGUCCGCGGCGACGGGGGGCUCCGGCGGCGGCAUCGGUGGUGGCGAGACCGCUGCUUCUUCGGCGAGCGCGGCGAGCUCGCCCCGGGACGCGGGCGUCCGGUCGCCGCUGCCCCAGCAGGCGAGCGGCCAGUGACGCCGCAGGUCGCCGGGCGUGCUCGCCGUCGUGCGGGAGGACUCCUAGUCAGACUGCGGCUGGCCCCGCCCCCUCUACGCCGCGCGCGCAGUAACGCUCACCUGCUUGCUCGCUCUCUCUCUCUCACACACGCUCUGUCUCCCCCUCUCUCUCACGCUCGAUCGUUAGAACCAGCGACUACCCGAGGUAGUUAUGGGGUGGUGCUUAGGGCCACAUGCAAUCAAGCCUGUACCGAAUGUGAGAAAAGUCGCGCGGGAAGGUCCCGUUGGCCUUACGGUCCACCGUCUGGUAUCGCCGCUGCAAGGGUGUGUUCACACUGGAGUCGUCGGUCGCCGUGAACUUGGGCAUCGAACUUUAUGAAUCAGUUUACUCCAUGAUGGCAAGUUUGGUAGCUGAAGGCGGCUAAAGCAAGAAGCAUUUCCUUCAGAUUAAAUUAGAUUUUCCUUAGGGAAUAGCAGUUUUAGCACUUGCCAUGCACUCUGUCGCUUCUCUUUUCUAUACUUCGUAGCUUGUUGCAAUGAUUUCGGCUUGCCCUGUCGUAAUGGCAACAAGUGUUCUCCGGUGGAGCCUUCUGAGAUUGGCAGGGCCACACAAUCCACUUGUUCUAGCUUUGCUAGCCUUUAAUGUUUGCUCAUUUCACAGACUUCCUUGAAUCAUGGAGAGUGAUUUAGACUCCCAGAAGCUAUUGAUACCGACAUGCCUUUGCUAUGCUUCCACACCUCAGCUGUGAAUGCACCCUUAUUGUUUCCUUGUUACCUUGUAUUAGUUUUUAUUUACAUUCUGUGUAUAAUCGUUGUAGUGUACACACAGGCUGGUCAUCUAAGUGUGACCGAUUGCCCUCACAGCAAGUCUUUUGCCUGCAGCUUGGAUUCAUUAUUUAAUGGUGAAAUUGUGCGUUUCUCCUUUAUUAUUGAUUUUUUGCCUUCCUCAGCUCUUUGAAGUGGCAAGUGUGGAAAGAAUGAAAGAGGGGGCUGAAGCCAACUGAAACCUAUUUAGCAGUUAAAGCUUUCAUUUGUUGUAACAUAUAUAGCUAAUUUCUUACUUGCCUUUUUUGGCACUAAAAUCGAGGGGUGAGGUAGAGGGGAGCCUUAAAUUUUUAAUUUCGGCAUUUUAGUAAUAUUAACAUUGCAUGCAUCUAUCAUAUUUGCCUUCUGAAUGUCACCAACAUCGAUGCCAAUUUUACAUGGCUCGUAUAUUGUUUGCAAAUAGUGGCAGUCAGCUACCAAGUGCCAAGAUUAGCGCACUGACAGUUUGGUUUCCUUUAACCGAUACUGGCUCAGAGGACCCUAAGGUAGUAUUUUCAACUUAAUGGAUAUUGCUGCUUUGCUUCCUGUGUAAUGUGUAAUAUGCGUACAAAGCUCCUAUUUUAAGAGGAUAUUGUUGCAAAUAACUGUAAUCAUAAGUUUUUAGGGGUGCUUUUAAUUUUACCCUUAAAAAACAAGUUUGAUUAUGUCAUUUCGCAUUACUUUGUAAUGUUCUGCUGCCAGUUUUGUGACUGCAUGUUCUAGCUUUAACAACUAUGUCAUGACGCUCUCACUUUGCCCAGUAAUGCUUAAAUGAUGCACUUGGAUAUUGCGUAAGUUGCAUUAAUGUAACAGCCGCGGCACUAUACAAUCAAAAGCUAUCUUACUUUCAUUUGUUAGGCGUUUUUCCAUCAGCGUCGUAUUUCACUGUAACAGCAAUAAGCCUUUCCUCCUCUGUGAAUUUCUGCAGUGUUUGUCCACUCAGUUCUCCGUUGAUGGGAACUCUGUGGUGCAGUCUAUGCAACUUGACGAAGGGUCAGAGGAAACAUAUUGACAUUUUGCAAUAAUUAAAAAUGCCCAUAGAAAGAAACAGUAACCCUGUUACAGGCCUACAAGCUGCUGUUACUUGUAUUCGGCAGUUGCAGCAGCCUCUGUUGAGGUGUCAUGCUCCCCUUUUAUGACAUGACGGUUUUAAGGCUCAAACUUGUCCCACUUUUGUGUUAGAGUUGUGUUUUGCAAUUUGGUGAGUUGGUGUGUGUUAUUGUAGCUUUCAGUGUUGCCGGCUUCUGCUCACACUACCACCACAUCAUUUCAUGGAAGCAGGAGAGCAAAGAAUAGUGUCUUCUGUAUCAGGAUUUGUGUUAUGAGGCCAUCUUCUAACCUUCAUUUUGUAGCGAGCAUUAGGAGCCGAAAGGACUUCUUGUGUCCAUAUUAGUCUGUCAUGUAACUUUUAGUUCAGGUCCUAGUUUGAAGAUGUGGCUGCCUAGUGUUUGUUAUGGGCCGCAUAGUUCACAGGCAAGGAAGUAGUUUAAGCAUGUUGCACCUUGAGCAUGGCCAACUAGAUUUUAUGUGGGUUUACGUUUGAGAGAGGGAGAAAGAAAUGGACAACAUAGUUCGUUGUGGACCGCCUCUUCUUCUGCAAAGAGAUGCCCCCUGUUCGAUUUUUCAGAGCAUGGCUAGUUCCUUCUAGGGGUGUGCAAUACAGAAGCAACACUCAUUGCAGCCUUAAUUUUUUUAUCCUCACUUUCAAAAUUUUAUUUGUGGGCAUAGAUUUCAUUUGUUUUCUUCCAUAAAUGUUGUCCGUGGAAAUCGUGAGGUGUCCCUGCUCACAGAGCUACGACUAACCAAUCACUGGCCUUCUUGUGUUCCUCGUAAAUCUACUUGUUUCAAGAGCUUUACUUAUCCCCGAUUGAGCAUCUGCAUGUAUGACUGUUUUCUUUAUCAGUUUCCCCAUCUGUAUUGAUUUCCAUGUUCAGCACUCCAUGCACCCUGAAUAUCACAAGGCUACAGGUUCCUUCUGUUCAUUGGUUUGGGAUCUCUCUUCUGUGGUAGUCUGUGUCACUUGCGAGUUUUUUUUACCUGUCCCUACACAUAGUAUUGCAGUUUACGGUGUACCGAAACAAUGGAGACCUGGGCGCAAGCAGUUGCGCUGGUGGCGUCAUCUUGCGGCAGUUCGUUGAACCAAAGUGUGCCAGAAACGUUCUUUGUUUCAUUUUUCCACGCCGUUCUCGUCGAAGGAAACAAAACGAAACUUUACAUUCCCUACUAUGCGGCUGCUGACGCUUCUACGGAAGAUGCUGUGUAGCGCAUAACCCUUUAUUGCGAUAAUAGUUUUGGGCACUCGGGUUCAACGCAUCGUCACCGCCACCUGCUGCUGCUCUCGCCUGCGGCUCCUGUAUCCCGUAAAUGGCAAUACACAUGCGCAGUAGGGUUCGAACACUAUAGUGUGCGUUGGUGAUUCCUGGAAGAAGCCUCUGUUCUUCAGUGGGCUAAGCUGGUGGCACCUGGUGGUGCCAAUCCUUUCCUGUGCCCGUGGUCUCCGAGUCUUUAUGUCUGUAGUACUUCAUGCCAGCGGGUUCUUCUUCCUCAGGUCGCCCUGGCCAAACGUUCGUUUGCUUAUACUCUCGUUCUACACUAUUGAUGUGUGCGUAUUUGUUGGUGUGACAGGUUCGGAAUCCGCUUGCCUGUUGCGAGUUCUGUUCCCCUUUAUGUCCGCUCAGGCGACUGUUUUCGUAGGCUUUCCGAGUACUCAUUAACUUGUCUAACCGUGUCUUCAGUUUCUUGGCGUUCGGUUUGUGUUAUCCAUGUUGCAGCGUCUUUCAACUGGCGUUGUGGGUUCAUUCGGAAGUCGGCAAUAUACACGUGCGCUGCCUUUCCGGGACGAUAUUUACGACGGAAAGAGCAGUUUUCGCGCUUGCUGAAGUCCUUCGACUUCCGCGCACAAAUCGGUCGCUUCUUUUUCGAUUAUCGAUCGCGAUACCAAAGGCUUGAUUUAGGCAGCGUCACCGAUAUGAGAAGUUGUGCUUGGAAUUCACUGUAUCGCCUCGUUUUUUUUUUUUUAAUUUUAGCUGCGGCGCGUAUAUUCUACAGAAUGUUGAACGAGCUCGCUUGUUACUGUCAUAGAUAGCUGCUUGCUCACAUAUGUAUAGGUAGCAAAAUGUGCAUGUAGUGCAAGUAAAAGCAGGGAUAUGUAAACGAAUUCCCCAUAUCUCCGCCCUUUCAAGAUUGUUUAGCAAAAUCCUUUGCAGUUUUCUUUCACCUAAUAUGUUUGCCGAUUUGGAGCUGCGGCUUAUACAAAGGCAUCUUCAUAUGUCUAUAUAACAGGGCGUUCUCACACUCUGCGCCAAAGAUCCUGUUUUCGAGUUUUAUAUAUUAUAUAUAUUUUUUUCGUCACACUACACAGCUCAGACUCUGAAGUUUAACCACAUCUAUCACUUUCCGCCAUGUGAAAGUAAAAAAAUUGGCGUCCACCCGAGCGUGGCAGGAAUCCACGUAAAUAACCACGUUCGGCUUUUUCAGAGAACAAGCUUGGCGGUUGAAUAAAUGUUGAUUAAAUCAAUAAAAUAAACAUAUAAAUGGUCCCGGGGGCGGAAACCGGGGCGAACACCUUUUCGAGGCGGUCGCUCUACCGUCUUGAGAUAACCAGGAGGCUAUAGCCGAUCGCAGGGCGAAGCCGGAUUCAUCGGCAACCCGCAGCACGGGGACACUGAAUGUGGCAAGUAUCCCGAUAUGCAGAAAAGUGCGCGUGGUCCAGGCGAGAAAAAAAAUUUUGAAGGACGCUUAAACUUCGCCUUUAAGAGGGGAACCCGCCAGCGUUCAAGGACCCCUUACUGCUUUUCAUGCUUUCCGGCAACUGCAGCUUAUGUAACCGUAAUGUGCACAGGAAAACGCUGGCUGCAAACGCUAUGCACGAAGGCGAGCUUUCUGGUAGAAACGCGGCCUCUUGCGUGGGUCGAUCUCCCGUUAUUGUUUCGCACUUUUAGUAUUUCACUCAGAGAAGAGCUAACAUAAAGGACAUGUGCUGUCGGUGUUUUAUUUUUUCCAUUACAUUUGUUUAUGGGCUGCCGUUCUCGAAAUUCCAAGGAAUAACUCUGUAAAGCAUGAAAGACAAGGUGUGAGCAACUUUGGUGGUAGAGAAGCGGUUGGGUAUGCGUGGUUCGAAAUUUGGAUUAGGAAUUAUUUUUGCCGAGGCGACGCUGGACGCCGACGCGGGACGUCGGCGCUGGAUUUUGCGCAACGCGGGCCGUUAAAGAGACUAGCCAACGCACUAUGCUGGUCAGCCCUAAGCUAAAAGCUUUUUUGGGUAGUGUAUGUGAACACCGCUUUGGUUCCAUCACGUGUCAGGCCUCUCGGAUGCGGUAACCAGCUUGCGACCAAGCACCUAUCGUAGAAUGCGACUGGGUUAGCGUCCGCAUGAAGCUGUUUCCCUUCACGCUACGUAGAUAAAGCAGAAGCGUUUCAUUGCCACCAGCAAACGUGGGGCUUAACAAACUUCCCAAAGCUGGAGGAGGGACACCGUGGUUAGGGUCUCCGAGUUCGUGCUCCGAGUAGCAGGGCGUGAACUUGUGAACCGUCAUGGCACGCUUAUGGAGCGUUCUGCACAACUACGCGUCUCGAAAUGUCGUUCAUCGUCUGCAGACAAUCAGCGGACGAUUAAUAUUACGCCUAAAGUAGAAACUCGGACUCGGAUUUGUAGAGGGUCACUUAGACCCAUUACGUUACAUUUUUAACCCUUGACUAUGGUAGGUCCCUAGGUUACGACGAAAAAAUAAAAUCUUGUGAGACGAAACAGCCCCGUAAUUUGUUCCUACACAAUUUGUACGUAUGGGCAAGCUAAUCAAUUCAUAAGAAUUGGGGGGGGGUCAGCAAAGGCAGCUUCCCAUUCGAUCACAAACUCUGGUGUAUGAGCAGCCCCCACCCACAGGGCCUGCCGGCGGCUAGUGCCGUCGCGUAGUGGCGGCUUCAGAAACUUUUGGCGAAGCGUGUGCCAGUGUGGUAAUCGCUGGAUUGAAACCACCGACUCCGAUUUUCUCGGAACAGCGUUUCCGCAAGCUUUUUGCUACAGCGCCCGUAGCGAUUUCGAAUUGGCUCCCAAUGUAUAGGAAAGUGAGUUUCCUGUCCUACGACACUGUUGUGUUGUAUUCUUCAUCGCUUUUUUUUUUUGACGAAGGGCAGAGUGCAUUCUCAUAUCGGUGACGUCAUCGGCGUUCGGUCAUUGCUUCCUCUCCGCCGUGUACAUUUUACCGGCCCGAAGCUCGCCCGUGCUACCUAAGGGACUAAUGCCUUAUUAUGCCGCUUGACACGGCCGCAAGCGCAAUAACGUACUGCGUGUGUGUACAUACACUUCGUCUGUAGUAGUCCUUGCACCUUUCGUUAGAGAAGUACGUGCGUUGCAUGCUUUAUACCGUGCCCGUGUUUCUCAUGUUGAUGGGCGUUUUUGAUUCUCGCGCGUUCUUACUAUUUUAGCGCCUGUCGUAUAGUUCCUCGGGAAUAGGGUUAGAUGACGGUUAGAUACGGCAGGGCGAGUCCCAGUGUUUCAUUUGCGUGGGCGAGGUUUCUGACGUCACCGAAGUUAAUACGUAGAAGGCUGCGCGAAGCGCGAGCCUCUUUUAGACGCUCGUGGCUUGCCGCCGCUCAAUAGCAGAAUGGUCGCCCGUUCGACUCCCGUUAAUGGGGCGUUGCGACCGGGCUCAGACGUAGCAGAAGCGCAGGAAAGCCCACGUUUUAAGAUUGCGUUUCGCAUUGUAGAGUACCUAGGAAGUGAAAAAAGUCGCGCUGGCGUCCGUUCUUGGCCUUUGUGAAUGUUCCGAACACCGCCGACUGAUCCAUACGCUGGGACUCGCCGCUUUUUUUUUUUUUUUUUCGUGAAGGAUGUGAUCGAAGUACGAUGAUGAAUGCACUGUCCCGGUGAUGUGUUUUACAUUGUUUAUUUUUUGCUGGUCACUGCAUUGCUGGCUGUUUGUGAUUGUGGAGCUGGGAGAGAGAGGGAGUUUCUUUUGUGUGUGCGUGUGUGCGCGUCCCAGUGUGACCGUUGACUUUAUUUUUGUGCACGCCUGCGAUCAAAUGAGCAGGAUGGCAGCCAGCGUGUUUUAGCUGCGUCCUGUCGCACUGCUCUAAUACCGGUGACUUCGUAAUUUGUUUUGUACAUACACUCGCAUUGUAUUCCUUAUUUACGCGUUUCGGUGUUACGAGGAGGAAAAAAAAAAGCUGGUGCAGAGCUGAAGAGAGAGAGAGAGAGAGAAGCGGAGAAAAAGAGGGAGAGAGAGCAAUACAUCACCUCGAGUGCGUAGCAAGCUGUUUGACUGAUGUAAAUACAUUGUGCGUUGGCGGCAGUGGAGGACAUAACGGACUCAACGGACACACAUACAGACACUCAUGUCAAUAUAACAAAGCACACGUAGUCGCCUCAUUGGCCGAAAACAAAGCGAGCCUAAUGACUAAAAGCAAUAACUCUAUAGAAGGGCAAGGUGUAUAGAACCGUAAUAACGCGUACCGCGAGGUGGCGCCACUCGUUAUUUUUUAUUCACGACCUCUCUGUGCUCGUGUGUGUAUCGUCGCGACGCUAAAGCCACCGCGUGCAAGCGGGAAAGCCGCCUUAAAGGGGCCCCCUGUCGCCGAAUUCGUGGUGACGCGUGGGAAUGGUGAGGCUUCAGCGACUGAGACACCAAAAAGACCGCCGCUGGAUCAGGUGAAAGUUGUUAUGUGAGUUCAUUCGUUGAAACAGCAUGGAUUACUAGUGGGGAAUGGGAAAGAGGAACUGAAUCCUCCUCAUUAUCAUUAUUAUAUUUAAGGUUAAGCGCCGGAAAGUCGGCACCUCCACGUCAUCGGGUCAUCACGGAUUUCAGCUAGCUGUUACUCGGCCCGUUUUUACGCAGGAAAAGCGCUCUUAGCUGCGUCUUUGGUUUCUUUAGAUUGCAAUGUAGUCCUCCUUUACAGGUGAGCAAUUUAACUAGACCCGAGUAGCGGCUCUCAAAAUUCGAUGACGUGAAGGCUAAGCUAGUGGUGCAGGAAUUUCAUGGCGGCGUCACCACCCGUGUUUAGUGUUCGCGUCCUUUCUUUUUUUCUCUCUCUUGUUUUUUUUUGUUGCUUACUGUAAGCUUGCUCUCGCGGUCAGCGCGGCCGCUUUGCUACUACAGAAGCGUAUUUUACCAAUACGGCGCAACAUCAUUGUUCUUUACGGGGGGCCCCCUUUAAGCUUGGCUAUAGCGCUGCUGCCGUGACCGAUUUCGGGUCGCCUUCCGUGCGACGGUCUGCUGGAUUCGCUGGCUCGGUCUGUCGCGAUUCUCGAGACCACUUGACAUUUGUUCGCUUGGAUGGUUCGCAGCUUGGCGUGACAAUCCAGCGCGCGUGUGACGGAAGACGGGAGAACACAGAGGCGGCGUGAGAGUCGGCGUUAGUGCCGUGUGUUUGUCAGCUUUUACGACUGGCGCCGAUAGUCGUUGCUGUGUCCUUGUAAGCGUUUACGGCUACCGCUGGCAGUCAGCAUUUUAGUCCCGUCUUCGCCAGCUCUAGCAACGUCUCGGUGUUCUUCAGUCUUCCUCCCAGUCUCGGACGCUAUUGGCUGGCACAGCCUUGACGCCAGCGAAACGCGCGUGAAGAGACGAACCGUCAACUACUAUACAUCCUGCUUUGGGGGAGAGGGCGGCUGUCCUGGCGGUUCGGUUAAGGCGAAGCUUACGCACGAAGAUGGCAGUUCAAGUGCUCCUCGUAUUGCCAUCUCCGGUUACGGCCGCAGUAGCUGCGAACGCGGUUUGUGUCAUAUACGUGAUCCCGCUUGUUACGCGUGUUCGUGGCGAGCGCGCGAGUUUAUCAUUACUACUUUUUUUUUUCUCUUUUUCUGCUGGACACAAUACCGGUGCUGGUGCGGCCUGUUCGCUUCGCGGGCCACCUCUGAGACAGUUUGCCGUCGUAAACACUUUUUCCUUUUUCGACGCGGGCACAUUGUGUGGACUUUGAGAUGCGCGCGUUGCGUCGCCAAAGAAGUGCACUGCCUCGGA